Molecule: messenger RNA, 1125 nt
Organism: Caenorhabditis elegans
Lineage: Eukaryota; Metazoa; Nematoda; Chromadorea; Rhabditida; Rhabditidae
Gene: C01B10.11
Product: DUF7596 domain-containing protein
Exons: 6
Coding region: 18-932 (304 amino acids)
Source: RefSeq, marked reviewed
UCUAUUUAACUUUCGUAAUGUCCGUUGAAAUUGCCCAGCUCAACAAAUUGGACACAACCAAGCUUCCAGAAGCCAGUGUUGCAUUUGUCAAGAACGGAUCAGGAAAAACUCUUGCUCGUGAGACAAUCAUCAAAUACACACCAUCACUUGCCUACGCAGUUGUUCAGGAGUUGGACUCUACGAUUCUGGGAAAAGAUAUUAUUGUUGAGAAGAAACCAGAUGAUGCUCUUCAACUCAAGCUUAUCACAAUUGAGACAGUAAAAGAGAACCGUCGCCUUCUUCCAAUUGCUCAACAAUUCCACACAGUUCCAGAUGGAAGACAUGCUGAAUGUCAUUUGACUGAUAUCCUUUCAACACAUUCUCUUGGAACCUACAACUUGGAUCUUAAGAAAAAUGUGACAAUUGACUCUUUUGAGCUGACUGAUUCAUGGAGAGACGACGCUGGAUUCAUUGUCACUGACAGAAAUGUGUACAUUCAGGGAACUUAUGAUGUUUCCAAGUUGCUUCCAACUCUUAUUCCUUCCACUCAAAAAAUGAUCUCAUACACGAAAACCGACUUCGAUUCGGUCGCCGACUUUGACUCGACAGUCUGUGGAUUUCCACGUGAUGCUUAUCUAACUCUUCUCCUCUCUUCAUCUUCAACUAUUCUUCUUGCGAAAUCUUCCGGUUCUGUCGAUGGAAUUAUCAUUGGAAAUGGAGCUGAUCGAAUCAAUUUGAUCUAUGCUGAAACUAUCGAAAUCGCCCACGCACUUUUGAAAUGCUAUGUGGAGAAGACGAAAACCAAGCAAGUGACUCUAUUCACUGUUCAGGGAAUUUGGGAAUGUGAGCCAACAAAGAAACGGGCAGUACAUAGAAGACAUACACGAGCUGUGCCAUCUCUUAUCAAAUGGGCUAAAAUCUACGCGUUGAACAUGGGUGUCCACAUUGUCUAAUUAUACAAUUUUCUACUAAAUGUCAUUAAUUUCUUAAAAGUUCUAUCUGUAUUUGUCAAUUACCCGCCCUUUUCUCCUUCCCCCUCCACUCACAUAUCCCACGAAUUACCAAAGUUUAACUGUCCUCGUUCUAAAAUGUUUCGAUACUAAAAUGUUUGAAAACCUUUUUUUUUCAAUAAAUGUCUUCCUGAAA